Molecule: messenger RNA, 1471 nt
Organism: Saccoglossus kowalevskii
Lineage: Eukaryota; Metazoa; Hemichordata; Enteropneusta; Harrimaniidae
Product: protein O-linked-mannose beta-1,2-N-acetylglucosaminyltransferase 1-like
Biological process (GO): protein O-linked glycosylation via N-acetylgalactosamine
Cellular component (GO): Golgi membrane
Molecular function (GO): beta-1,3-galactosyl-O-glycosyl-glycoprotein beta-1,3-N-acetylglucosaminyltransferase activity
Source: RefSeq, a predicted model, not a curated record
CAUACUUUUGUGUUAAACGUUACGCACGAUUUAUGCGUAUUUCACUAUGAUUAUACCAGGAAACUUCAAGACAUGUGCACAUUGUCAGAGUCCUGUACAUAAAUGAAGCUUUCAAUAUACAGUGAUCAUUUUUGUAUAUAGUCAUUUUAUAUAAAACAAUAUUUACAAGAUGAUUUUAAAAAUGUGUUUGUGUGGGAGACGUAGAAGCAGUGUAACAGUGAUUAAGUUACUUGCUCUGCUUUCUGUUUUUGUACUGUUAUAUUAUAUUCAUGGCAAGAGCAGUACAUAUCCUGCAGAUCAGAUAUCAGAUAAAAUACAUGUGGUGGAAAAGGUCGAUAACCCUGCUGAUGAGAAUGUAGUUGCUGUUGCUGGUGGUGACGAGGAUGCGGGGGCGGCACCAGUUAAACUACCUGUUCCACCCGUUGUUAGUGUUCCGAAUAAUAAAUGCGGCAUCACCGAGAUGUGCAGAAGCACAGAGAAAGUGUUUCAUCUGAUAAGUGGUGAAUCCCAAGAGAGAACGCCCACAAUAUGUCUUGAUGGCAAAUUUUUUAUAGGUGGGGAUAACCCUGAGCUCUAUGCUGGCAGAGGAAUGAACCUCAUAGUUGUUGACAAUGAUGGUGAAAUGAUUGCGUGGUUGAAAUCUCUCGGCAAUGGCGAUAUUUUGAUGGUUGCCACUUUUGAUGAUGCAGCACGUCAACUAACGGCUGAAACAAGAGAAAUUUUAAAGAAAGAUUUUGGGAGUACAAAAAUAGACGAUCUCAACUUCAGGGGAAACUGGGUAUUUAUUGGGCAGAAGGGAAUAAGUGGUUCAUCUUCCUAUGAGAACAUUGAACUGUUUAACAGUGAAGUCAGUGAAUGGGCUCUGCAAACUUCAAUCCAUGGUUGUUUAACUUUACCAGUUGGCAGAGAGCAACACAAAGUUGAUGGGUCGAUUGAUGAGUCUGUUCCAACAAGCAAGUGUGGUUUCUCUGAAUCAUGUCCUGAAGACACCAUUGCUUUCAAUGUGAUAUCUGGAUCUCAUGUUGGUAACCAGAAAGUACUACCAAGUGUCUGUAUAGAUGGGGACAUAGAUAAUCAUGCUGAGUUGUUCAAUGUUGAUAGCUUGACCAAAGAUACGUAUGAAACCUUAAUUAAUGGUUUGCUACGUAAGGGCAUAGCACUGGAUACAACAAAUGCAAAACUCUGUUUAGAUGGCAAAGGUUUAGGUUUCCAACUGCCUAAAGGCAAAGGGGAUCUCUACACUAUUUUUUAUGAACAGACAGACGAGUCUGAUCAAGAGUUAUUAAAGAAGUUGUGUAAAUGUUUUGGUCUAUUUGCAAUGGAUGAUUACACAGUCAGAGGAUUGCAUAAAGGAAUGCUUAGGUUUUUCUACAAAGACAACAAUUAUAUGUUAAUUGGCUCGUCAUCUCCAUAUAUGGCUGAAAAACCACCUUACAUUGAUGUUGUCAGUAAAAAGCUUUUAAAAUCUUAA